Molecule: messenger RNA, 1230 nt
Organism: Pseudozyma hubeiensis SY62
Lineage: Eukaryota; Fungi; Basidiomycota; Ustilaginomycetes; Ustilaginales; Ustilaginaceae
Product: glycosyltransferase
Exons: 1
Coding region: 1-1230 (409 amino acids)
Biological process (GO): protein N-linked glycosylation
Molecular function (GO): glycosyltransferase activity
Source: RefSeq, a predicted model, not a curated record
AUGGUGGCCAUCCACUCUCCAUACCAGUCCGUUGACGAGGCCGACAGCCGGGAAGAGGAUCGCCUCGACUUUGAGCAAUCAGGCAAGGAAUCGCUCGAGAGCCUCAACAUCGAACGCGGCGAACAUCACAGUUUGCAUUACAGCCAAGGUCUCCAUCCGAGGCACUGGGCAUUCCAAGACAAGACCAGGAAGCGCGGCCUUCGUCUCCUUCUCAUCAUUGUACCCGUGCUGCUCGUCGCUGGUGGUCUCUUGGGUCUCCUUGCACAGUCUCUUACCUCCUCAGCGGCAGCAAAGACACAAGCUCUCAACGAGCCCAAGAGGCUCAAGGUGGCGUACGCAACGCUGCUCUCCGCCAAGGACGAAAACGUAGCCAAGGAGUCGACCAUCUACGAUGACAAGUACUUUGUCGCGACGCGCAUUCUCGGCUACCAGCUGCUCCACGAUCCCGAGACCAGGACGCAGCUCGGUGCGCCCUUUGUAGUGAUUGCUACCCCCAACGUCAGCCAGGCCAAGGUUGAUCGACUCGAGCGCGAUGGCAUCACCGUGUUCCGCGCCAAGCAGGAGAUCGACCCACCGCUCUACCGAAAGUACGACAGGAACCGCUUCAUCGGCGUGUGGAACAAGCUGUACGUCUGGCAAUGGACCCAGUACGACCGGGUCGUGUUCAUCGACAACGACCACAUCCUGCUCAAACGGCUCGACGACAUCUUUGACGAGACGGCAGCGCAGACGUUCCCCAACGUCAACAACCAGACGCUCGUCUACGCCGACGAAGAACCGCAGCCUACCGAGUACGUCUUUGCCGGCCAGCACGAGAUCAAGCAGAGCGGUCACCACCAUCCGCCCACCCAGGAAGACUUCGAGCCCGGUUGGACCGGCAUCGACUACGCCAACGGUGGCUUCUUCGUCACCAAACCCGACGUGAAGAUGUUCAACUACAUGCAGUCGAUCUUGAGGGUCAAGGACAAGUUCACACCUUACUGGGCCGAGCAGGAUCUCCUCAACCACGUCUUCAACCCAGCUGGCAACUUGCCCGUCAAGAUGCUCCCGCCCCUGUGGUCGCUCCACCGACCCACGAUCGAAGACACCAGCGAGAGUGUCGGCAUUCACGCGUUGCACGAAAAGUGGUGGAACGUUUGGCAGUCCAAGGAGAUGCAGGAAAAGAUGCAGGCGAUUCGCUGGAAGAUGGAGGGAUUCUACACUGCCUGGGACACAUACAUCAAGCCGUGA